This is a messenger RNA of Papilio polytes (common Mormon), 2105 nucleotides long. Its product is annotated as putative ATPase N2B. The coding region runs from base 194 to 1585 and encodes 463 amino acids. The record is from RefSeq and is a predicted model, not a curated record. NCBI's taxonomy places the organism in Eukaryota, Metazoa, Arthropoda, Insecta, Lepidoptera, Papilionidae. Gene Ontology annotation, molecular function: ATP hydrolysis activity; ATP binding. The transcript is spliced from 7 exons. Gene Ontology annotation, cellular component: cytoplasm; mitochondrion.
UCGUGCUAUCAGUCAGUUUACAUCACUGCUGAUGGGUUACGAAAUUAUGUUUUAACGAUACGAAACGAAAAUAUUAUUUUAUUUUUAUAGAAUAUGAUAAGAUGGCUUAAAAUGAUCCAAAGAAAAACUGUGUUUUACAUGUUUUUAUUUUUAUAGUAUUUUACUGUUAUAUUAAAAAAGUGUAACCUUCAAUAUGUUUGUUCAAAGUUCUUAUUAUCAUGUGAAUUCUAUCGUAAAAUAUCCUUGGAAGCAAUGUACACAGUGCAUAAGACUACUAUCGUCUCAAGUUUUGGAGCACAGCGUUGCAAAUGAAGGUCCUUGGAAUUUGUACACGGAAAAAGUAGCCAACAAAAGUCUAAGUCAAGAUACCCAUCAGGAACAAGUUGUACAGCAUCUGCAAAAAGUUUAUCAAGAAGUAACAACUUUCAAUCGACCUACAAUACAGUCACCGCAGAAUGCCUUGUUCAGAUUUUUUAAGAAAAAAGAACCAGAAAAAAUUAUAGCACCUAAAGGUCUUUAUAUAUAUGGAAGUGUAGGUGGAGGUAAAACCAUGCUAAUGGAUCUUUUUUAUGAAACAGUCCCCAUUAAAGAAAAACUUAGAGUGCACUUCAAUUCAUUCAUGUUAAAUAUACAUUCAAGAAUUCAUGAAUUGAAGAUACAAUCUGGUAAAGGCGCAAGUUCUUUUAGAGAUGAAGCAUCCAAGCCUUUUGAUCCAAUCCCUCCAGUGGCUGCUGACAUUACACAAGAAUCAUGGCUUAUUUGUUUUGAUGAAUUUCAAGUAACAGAUAUAGGAGAUGCAAUGAUUCUAAAGCGACUGUUCACUCAGCUGUUUGACAAUGGUUGUGUUAUCAUAGCAACUAGUAACAGAAAGCCGGAUGACUUAUAUAAAAAUGGUCUCCAAAGAUCAAAUUUUCUCCCCUUCAUACCUAUACUGAAGGAACACUGCACAGUUAUACAAUUAGAUUCUGGUAUAGAUUAUAGGCUAAGGGGCUCAGGCAAUAAGUACAGUAAAUUUUUCAUUAACAGUGAAUUGAACGAAGGUGAUAAUGCUGUAAAUACCCUUUUUAAAUACUUAGUAUCAAUGGAGACUGAUACUGUUAGGCCUCGGGUUAUAAACAUCAUGGGACGGAAUGUGAAGUUUGCUAAAUCCUGUGGGAGAGUACUUGAUUCUACAUUUGAGGAGUUAUGUGAUAGGCCACUUGGCGCUAGUGAUUAUCUUGUGAUAUCGAAGACGUUUCAUACUGUGUUCAUACGGAAUCUUCCACAACUAUCUAUUAUGAAGCAUAGAUCUCAGCUACGUAGAUUUAUUACCCUUAUUGACACCUUGUAUGACAAUAGAGUUCGAGUUGUUAUUGCAGCGGAUUGUGAACCAAAGGAUCUCUUUAGGAUGGAUGAAAAAGAUGGAUUUGGCGACGCGGAUAGAGCUCUUAUGGACGAUUUGAAGAUAACUAAAGAUUCGGAUGAUGCAAAAGCAGCUAUAUUCACUGGAGAGGAAGAAAUGUUUGCGUGUGAUCGAUGUCUCUCGCGCAUUAUGGAAAUGCAGACAGAUGAAUAUUGGGACAAAUGGGGCAAGAAUGUUAACUGAUUCUAAUAAUAAAAAUAGUUAAUUUAUACCCGACUGACUACAUAUGACUUAGUACCAAUAUUGUAAUAGUUAUAAAAACCAGUGUGAGCGUGGGUUCAACUGAUUUUUUUCCAUAAAAUGCUUCACAAUAUUACUAUUUAAAAUUAGUAAAAAUACUUCACUUUAGAAAAUUAUUGAAAUUAAAAGACUUAAAACUUCUUUUAGUGGUCAGUCGGGUAAAACGUCCCUAGUAAAUGUGUACUAUAUUUUAGUCAAAACUAACAAUUUAACAUAUCUCAAUAUUAAACCUUGUUUCUGUUGUUUUUUUGUAAUACCUUUUAUAGCAAUAACGUUGAGUACCAUUAGUACAAAGAAACAUUUAGAUAAAUAAUACAGUAUUAAAUAACAUUCAUUUCCAUUGUAAUAAGAGAUUUGUCAUUUAUAGUCAAUUGUGUUCUAUAUUUAUUAAAUGUAGUACUGUAUAGUAGAAAAUAGAGAAUGGUAAUUAAAUUAUUUUCUUAUGCAAAUUUUUAAUUUAUUC